Molecule: messenger RNA, 912 nt
Organism: Cylicocyclus nassatus
Lineage: Eukaryota; Metazoa; Nematoda; Chromadorea; Rhabditida; Strongylidae
Source: the annotation of a GenBank genome assembly
AUGGCUGGUAGCUACAACUAUGUUACACAUCAAGCAAGUAAUGGUAAUACUGCAAAUUCCAAUAUAAAUAAAUGGAUUGCAGACGGACUUAAUUCUGCUCUUGUAAAUAUUAAAAAUAACGACAGAGAAGAAAUAACAUACGACAAUCACGAAGAUAAUUGGAAGACUGCUUCUUCUGCUCUUGGCAAACAUCAAUAUGUUGAUUAUAACGAAGAAAAAGAUGAAUUUGUGUCAAAGCAAGGAUUUGGUCUUACUGCAAAAGACGAGUCAAAAGCAUGGGCUGUUGGUGAUGGUUCAGAAGUUGAAUCUGAACCUAGUAAUGAAAAUAACUCAUACUACUACUCAGAGCGUUCUCGUAUCUAUAGGGAUUUUGAGGUUCAGCUUCAAUGGCUUGAUCCUACAAACGUUGCUCAUGUAGAUAUUCUUGAAAAAGAAGACGAUGUUUAUAAAGAGGAUUAUCAACGUUACUCACUUCCUGUUACUUCACCACUAAAUAGAUAUGCUGGUGAAAUAGAAAUGAAACUUGUAUUUACUAUGGUUGAUUAUGAGAAUCAGAAAAAAUAUAAGUUAGAGUCUGAUACUAUUUGUGUAGAGAUUGCAACUAUUAAGGAUUACUAUGCUGUAAUGCCUGAUGAGAGCUUCUCAUAUAUUGAUGAUAAAGUAAGCGAGCUUAAGGCUAUAGCAGACCAAAUGAAUGCUGAUGCUCAGGUAUUUAUGGAGACAAAGGCUGAUAACAUUACUCUUAAUCAAACAACUAAUGAAUUACAGCUUACUGCUCUCGAUAAGAAGAUUGGUGACCCAGUUGUAAUUGAUUUAAUUGAUGAAGCUGACAAGGAGCUUGAUGAACUUGAUGGCAAAGUUGAUGGCGUAAUUGACUUGGAUGAUAUUGAUUGGGAAAAUGUAAAUUUAUAG